AUGACGACACCCCCAGAGCUGAUGUCAUCUUCUUUGGGAGACAUUGGUUUGAACUUUGACUUAGUUCGGAACUCCACGGCGGCCCUCCAGGAAAGAACAAUGGCUGACGACCUACAUUUUGUCAUGAGCGCCAUUGUUGGGCCCAUCAUCUGCCUGUUUGGGAUGGUCGGAAAUUUGAUGUCCAUCAUUACCUGGUGUCGACCUGGGAUGAGAAGCUCAACAGGGCGAUAUCUUAUCGGACAGGCGGUAGCUGACUUUGCUGUGCUGCUGCUGUUUCUAGUGGUUGAUUCCGCCCAGCAGUGGAACCCAAACCUGAAAUUCUCGCUGUGUUAUGGCAUCUUUUUCUCCUACAUCGGCUACCCGUGCUUCUUCCUGGCCAUCGUUGUCAGUAUCUGGAUUACCGUGGGCGUGACCAUCGACAGGUACAUCAUGGUUUGCUGGAUCACCAAGUCGAAGAAAUUCUGCAGCGAGACCCGAGCCAAUGUGGGUCUGAUCCUCAUUGCCGUCAACUCCUUCCUCGUUAACCUGCCUCACUUCGCCAGCUUCACGGUGGUCUACCCCGACUACGGCGGCGGCGGCGGCGGAAACAGCAGCAGUAGCAGCAGCCCCUCUACCGAGCCUCAGCCAACUUUCAAGAUGACGGAGUUUGGAGCUGGUUCGGGCGGGCAGUUCUACGAGUUCUGGAUCCAUUGCAUUAUUUUGAUCCUGAUUCCUUGGGUGUCUGUUCUGAGCUUGAACAUCAUGAUCAUAAACAAGAUAAAUAAAUCCAACAAGCGCAUGGAAAACAAGAAAACAAGGGAAUCGAUGAAGAAGUCGAAGCAAUCCGAAAAUCAAAUUACACGUCUGCUUCUGGCUGUCAGUUUCAGUUUCCUGUUCUUCAUUGGUCUCCAGUGUAUCAUCCAAUGCUUUGCAAUGCAGAAACCGCCAUGGGCUGAUAUGCAAAUGGUAUCCGCAUCUUUCGCUUUUGGCAAGCUUGGAAUCGUCUUCAACUCAUCCUUGAACUUUGUCCUCUAUUGCCUAACCGGGAGAAGAUUUCGCGUGGAGCUGCUGAACAUGCUCGGAUGUUCCAAGGGAGACCGUCUGCAGACCAGCUCCAGGGACAACUCUGUCUCCGGCUCAAGUUCGGUCAGCACCAAGAUUUCAACGACCUCCACCAUUUCUGGGACAUCGGGCAUUUAG
Candidula unifasciata is the source of this 1179-nucleotide messenger RNA. Lineage: Eukaryota; Metazoa; Mollusca; Gastropoda; Stylommatophora; Geomitridae. The record is from the annotation of a GenBank genome assembly.